AUGGCUCUGCGCUCACACAGGCCUCGGUCUCUGCGGGCUUGCGGCGUACUUAAAAGCAAUGCACAGUCCAGCCCGAGCGACGUGAAGAACCGGUACGGCGUCUAUGGCGCUUUGUCGUAUACAGUGCAUCUUUCUCGCCCUUCCACUCCACCGAGGAUAACAGGGACACAUCCUCAUCCCUCUGUCAGUCUAGCCAAGUCGCAGAAACGCCGCCUGUGCUUCCUAGAAUGCGCGAUCACACUGGGUAAAUCAUCGCGAAGCUCUGUGGCUCUAUGUGCUACAACUAAGUACCUAUCGCAUGCGCAUGGUUCUCCGGGGUUGCGCAUGAAAAUCUGGACUGCCGACCGAACCCACCCUGUGACGCGCACUGCAGCGUCAGCACCCUCGUCUACUCGUCUACUUGCUAUCGUCCCUGACCUUCUCCGCCCGGAUGCUUUCUCUAAGCACGUUUUUCUCUUUCCCUCCCUCUUCUCUUCUCUUUUCCACCUUCUUGCGGUGUGUAUGUACCUGGAACGCAAAUAA
This is a messenger RNA of Fomitiporia mediterranea MF3/22, 522 nucleotides long. RefSeq lists its product as uncharacterized. NCBI's taxonomy places the organism in Eukaryota, Fungi, Basidiomycota, Agaricomycetes, Hymenochaetales, Hymenochaetaceae. The transcript is spliced from 2 exons. Bases 1 to 522 code for a protein of 173 amino acids. The record is from RefSeq and is a predicted model, not a curated record.